Molecule: messenger RNA, 159 nt
Organism: Ilex paraguariensis (yerba mate)
Lineage: Eukaryota; Viridiplantae; Streptophyta; Magnoliopsida; Aquifoliales; Aquifoliaceae
Source: the annotation of a GenBank genome assembly
AUGGAAAUUACUUACAGCUAUAGGCCAUGUUUCGAUCCCGUCUUCGAAUCAGUCAUUGAAAGACUACACCCUCCCAGGGUCUCUAUUGAUAACAUCACAUGCGAAGACUGCACGCUUGUAAAGGUUAGUAAACCAAAUGAGCCUAGAAGUGUGCCUUAG